This is a messenger RNA of Ricinus communis (castor bean), 1017 nucleotides long. RefSeq lists its product as uncharacterized. The record is from RefSeq and is a predicted model, not a curated record. The transcript has 3 exons. Gene Ontology annotation, molecular function: nucleic acid binding. Lineage: Eukaryota; Viridiplantae; Streptophyta; Magnoliopsida; Malpighiales; Euphorbiaceae. Gene Ontology annotation, biological process: DNA integration. Bases 1 to 1017 code for a protein of 338 amino acids.
AUGACAAAUUUGUGGGAUCAAUUGGCUCUCACAGAAUCUGCUAAAUUACGAGCCUUUGGGGCUUACAUUGCACGAAGAGAGGAGCGGAGAUUGGUACAAUUUUUAAUGGCUCUUCAUGAUGAGUUUGAGGGACUUCACAGGUCUAUUUUGCAUCGUCAUCCACUGCCUUCUGUUGACUCUGUUGUUAGUAAGCUUUUGGUUGAAGAAAUUCGUCUGAAGCCUUUGGUUGUAGAAGAGGUUUUUUCAGCUUCUACUCCAUCUGUUUUUGCCAUGCCUCCUCGAUCAAAUUUUAAAUCUCACUUCAGACCAUAUGGAUCUGUUGCUCAUGAUAAAUGCGGGUUCUGUUUGCCAUCUAGUCCUUCAGGUAUAUCCCCUUCCUCCUGGAUUUUAGAUUCUGGUGCCUCAAACCAUAUGUCACCUAAUUUGUCAUCAUUUACCUCCCUAACCCCUAAAGUUUCAGUUCCUAUUACGAGUGCUAGUGGUACACCUAUGCCAUUGCAAGGUGUUGGUUCGGUUAUUACGCUUUCUUUGUCUUUAUCUAAUGUCUAUCACAUUCCUAGUCUUGCUUUGAAUCUUGCUUCUGUUGGUCAGAUAUGUGAUACUGGAUGUUCAGGAUCCAAAUUCUCAGGAGGAGCUUUAGGAAAUUUGAAAACUCAUGAUAUUUCUGAUUGCAGUGGUUAUAAACUAGCAAAGUUUACUGCAUUGCCUUUUCCUAAAAGCAUUAUUAUAUAUGUUGCUCCUUUUUAUCUUAUUCAUUCUGAUGUAUGGGGACCCUCUCCUGUUUCUACAAAAAGGGGUUCUCGUUAUUAUGUAUCUUUUAUUGAUGAUUGCACCCGUUAUUGUUGGGUUUAUCUUAUGAAAUGUCGUUCAGACUUUUUUGGCAUUUAUAAUAAAUUUCGAUCUCUUGUGAAAACCCAUUAUUCAGCUGUUAUUAAAUGUUUUAGAUAUGAUUUUGGGGGAGAGUAUACUUCUCAUGCUUUUAAGGAUCUUCUUGCUUUAGAUGGUACACUUUACUAA